Trichosurus vulpecula (common brushtail) is the source of this 321-nucleotide messenger RNA. RefSeq names its product NADH dehydrogenase [ubiquinone] iron-sulfur protein 5-like. Lineage: Eukaryota; Metazoa; Chordata; Mammalia; Diprotodontia; Phalangeridae. Gene Ontology annotation, biological process: mitochondrial respiratory chain complex I assembly. The coding region runs from base 1 to 321 and encodes 106 amino acids. The transcript has a single exon. The record is from RefSeq and is a predicted model, not a curated record.
AUGCCAUUCCUUGAUAUUCAAAACUGGCUGGGCCUCGAUAUCGACAAAUGGAUGACAAUUAUGAGCGCUGAACAACCUUACAAAAUGCCAGCCCGAUGCCAUGCUUUUGAAAAGGAAUUCAUUGAGUGUGCCUAUGGAAUUGGUAUGACCCGAGCCAAGAAAGAAUGCAGACUAGAAUAUGAGGAUUUCAUUGAAUGUUUGCAUAGGCGGAAAACGAUAGAACGCAUGGGAGCAGUCAUGAAGCAGAAGGAGAAGCUAAUGAAAGAAGGGAAGUAUACUCCUCCACCUCACCACUCAGGCAAGGAAGAGCCAAGGCCUUGA